AUGGCGCCAAUCAAGGAGGCAGUCUAUGCCACUCUUUUGAUGGACGAUUCAUACCUUCCGGGUGCAAUGGUGCUUGGUCACUCAUUGAAAGACAAGGGCGCCAAAGCGAGACUCGUUGUCCUGGCUACAAUUGACAACCUUUCCGCAUCCACUAUUACCGAGUUGAGGACCGUAUACGACGAGAUCAUCCCCAUCAAGCGAAUCGUCAAUAAACACCCUGCCAACCUCUACCUAAUGGAUAGACCCGACCUAAUAUCUACCUUUACCAAAAUCGAGCUAUGGAGACAGACACAAUUCAGACAAAUCGUGUACAUCGAUGCGGAUAUGGUGGCGAUCCGCGCGCCGAAUGAGCUACUCAAUUACAACACCAAUUUUGCUGCCGUGCCAGACAUUGGUUGGCCAGACUGUUUCAACAGUGGUCUUCUUGUUCUCCGACCGAACUUGGGAGACUAUUACUCACUUCUUGCUCUCGCUCAACGAGGGAUCAGCUUUGAUGGAGCAGAUCAAGGGCUACUGAAUAUGCACUUUCAAGAUUGGGAGAGACUGAGUUUUGCCUACAAUUGCACCCCCAGCGGAAGCUAUCAAUACAUCCCAGCAUACAAGCAUUUCCAGAGCAGCAUCAGUCUAUUACACUUCAUAGGUCGAGAAAAGCCUUGGACCAUCGGACGGGAUCACAAAAACGCUUCGGGAGUAUAUGGUGAACUCCUUGGACGGUGGUGGUCAACAUAUGACAAGCACUACAGGGUGCACGUCUCUUAUCAAACUGAACGAACCCGAGACACACCAACAACAGUGCAAAAGUAUGUUACAGGCGAGAAAACCACCUCCUACCUAGGUUACUCCUUUUCAGAACCACAACCUCAGCACGAGCCGGCACGUUGGAUCAGUGUCGAACCUCCACCCGAAGCUCCAGCAACGACAACGGAGGAGGCUAUGGGUGAUCAACCAGAACCGGUAGAACAGAUAGACAAGCAAGACUUCGAACCUACCUCAACUGUCGAGCAAAGGCGUUUCUCGGCCCCACAAAUGGAAUGGGAUGCCUCUCGUGCUCCACCUCCUACGGAUUCGAAGCCAGAAGCUCAGAACCUCCCCUCACAAGUUUACGAAUUCAACCAGGACACCUCGUUGUUUCAGGCACCCAAAUAUCCUGAGGCACCUAGAGAUAUGUAUUAUCAAGUGCCAUCCAAACCAAAAAGAACGGAAAAGCCGAAACCAAUAUUUCCCUGGGAAGAACAUGCUCCUAAACCAACCCGGGUGUUUCCAGAGGAACGACCACCAAGUCCUGAGCCUGAGCCUGAGCCUGAGUCUGAUAUUGAGCCCGAGCCCGAGCCCGAGCCCGAGCCCGAGCCUGAACCAGUUGCAGAAGCCAGAACAUCAAGUGAUGCUUCUGAAAGUUCAGUGUUCACGAGGGAAAGUCGAUCAAGCUCGAAUUCUGCAUCGGAAAGUGAUCCCUGGAACAGCUAUACUCGAGUAAAUGCAUGGGAUGCUAUGCCAGAAAUCGAACGAUAUGUUCAGGCAUUUGUACAGUCGCGGAAAGGGAAAGUUCAAGUUCUCCAUCAAGCAGCUGCACACUCCAAAACAGCUGAUCAAUCAUUACUAUCUCCUCCCGUCGACGCGGAACGCCGUCCGAGUAUGAAGAUUACAGAUUUCCCGACCGAGUGGGAAAGACCAAGUUUGCCAGUUACACCAGCACCAAGACAUCCCAGCUUUUGGGGUGAGGAAGGAGAUGAAGAAGGGGAACUGCCUGCAGCUGAAGGAGUACCAAAACAACAAGACUGGGUUAGUCGCUUUUCAUCCUAUCUCCAGCCAGAGUUUGAUUCUCCUUCUCGUUCUGCUGCGUUGCCAGUUUUGUUUUGGAGAUGCCAAUAUUGUGGGAAACAGAAUCCAGUUCAGAAACUCGAAGAAUUACAAAAACGACAGACUGAAGUCCUACAGACUGGACCAGAACUUAGACCUAAAGAAAUACCGAACAGAGCAAUGCCAGAUUCGGCGGUUGAUACAACGGCAGUGACUGCAGAGGCUACCGCAAAAGCUUUAUCCGGAGAGAAAGCGAGAGCAACAGACCCAGCCACAGAAAGGUUGUCUGAUCCCAGCGUUGACAUGAUGGGUAUUGAGGCGAAGACUGUGGCGAAUGCUCGUUCGCCAGCGAAACCCAAACCGAUAUUGAAGGAGCCAUCUUUCGAACUUGGAGGAGUAAGCAGUGAGAAGGAUUCGUUGACCUCCAAAGAUGUGGCGCCUGAAGUAUUGUCGCCAAAUGGUUCCGCUUCCGCCUGGGUAAACCAUUAA
Molecule: messenger RNA, 2286 nt
Organism: Endocarpon pusillum Z07020
Lineage: Eukaryota; Fungi; Ascomycota; Eurotiomycetes; Verrucariales; Verrucariaceae
Exons: 6
Coding region: 1-2286 (761 amino acids)
Cellular component (GO): cytoplasm
Molecular function (GO): glycosyltransferase activity
Source: RefSeq, a predicted model, not a curated record